Mya arenaria is the source of this 8172-nucleotide messenger RNA. RefSeq lists its product as uncharacterized. The record is from RefSeq and is a predicted model, not a curated record. Lineage: Eukaryota; Metazoa; Mollusca; Bivalvia; Myida; Myidae. The transcript is spliced from 8 exons. The coding region runs from base 115 to 6186 and encodes 2023 amino acids.
AUACAAAAAUGUGAUGACGAUCUAACCCAGCAAUGAACUCGUCUGUUUACCGCUCCGAUGUGCUCGCAAGAUGACAUGGAACUUUAAGAGAAGGGAUACAAAAACAAAGUAAUUAUGGGAAAUUCCUUGAAAAGGACGAGAAGAAAAAAAGAACGUUUUGACGAGCUAGCUGCUAGUGGAGAGGCCGAGAAUUUACAGCACCAGCAACAGGCAGAUGAAGCUUUAAGAGCUGCCUCGACGAGUAAACACCACGCGCAGAUAGAGAAACAUACAAUUGUGUGUACAACAGCCAUUGAAGAUGCUGCGGGUCGAGGAAUAGAGCGUAUUGAUGAGGACACAGAAGCACACAAACGAGACAUUGAGGCACUAGCUACUAGAAAGAAGUCCGAGAUUUCACAGCAUCAGCAGCAACGGCAGCAGGAGGAUGAAGCCAUCAGAGCUGCCUCGACGAGUAAACACCACGCGCAGAUAGAGAAACAUACAAUUGUGUGUACAACAGCCAUUGAAGAUGCUGCGGAUCGAGGAAUAGAAUGUAUCGAUGAGGACGUAGAAGCACACAAGCGAGACUUUGACCUACUAGCAAAUAUGAGGAAGGCCGAGCUUUUACAGCAGCAGCAGGAGGUGGAUGAAGCCUUCAGAACGGAGCUAAAAGAAACUCUAAUUAAACACCAUUUAGAACGCAACUCGUUCCUUUCGCUUGGACCGUUUAUUUCUUCGGAUGAUUCACGUCUGGAGGAUUUUUACGUCCCUCCAAGGCUGUCUGAGGUUUUACAACAACAGAUAAGCAAGAAGAACGGGCCAAGGGAAAAUAAGACACGCCCUAUAACAUCCCUUGAACAACUGUUGACACCUGCUGAUACAACGAAGCAAUUCACAAUAAUAACCGCGAAUGCUGGUGUUGGUAAAACAUCGUUUUGUAAGUUUGUAGUUGUUUUGUGGUGCGCGUUACAUGGCCGCAAGACGGAUUCUAUAAGUACAUUUAAAAAGAGAUUUGACAUUCCUUUUGAAUCUUUAGAAGACAUACCCUAUCUUCUCUACAUUCCAAUGAGGGAUAUUCCACCAGACCGCACACAUUCCAUUGAAGACAUUAUUUUUGCUCAUUUGGAAAAUGUGAUUGGAUACUCUACGGAAGACCGAGACAAAUUGGGAAGAGUUUUCAUGAAGGAACGAUGUUUGGUCAUCUUAGAUGGAAUGGACGACUCUUCCUUGCCUAAGCUUGACCCACCAAUGGCUAAACGGAAGUACAGCAUUAUUAUUACAUGUCGCCCAUGGAAACUCGCAGAUACGAAAUUACCGAAGUACACGCAUGUUAGUAUUGAUGAUCUGAAUCGCUUUUCACAAACAAACCUGUUUGAACACGUGAAUAAAACAUUAAACGCAUAUUAUUCGACCGCAUUUGAAGUUCAGGACUUCUUAGCAACUUUGGAGGCUAAGACACUGGGGCCACUUUCCUCCAACACGCUCGUGGGUCUGCAACUAUACUGUCUCUGGCAUGACCAACGUAUGGACAACGAAACAUCAGAAAAUAACAAAACAAGUAUGACGCUUGGACCAACAAGAUCACACAUCUAUGCAGACAUAUUAGAAACGAUGUUCAGUCUAGAAAUGAAAAAGAGAAAAGAAUUUUCAGAACGUCCACAAAAUAAAAUUCCCACACAAAGACCUCUUCCUAAAUGCUUUGAGGGACGGAAAUUGUGUAAAGCAAAAUCCUGUUUGAUUUAUGAAACGGGCAAGAUUGCUCUCAAUAUGUUAGUUAACUCGAAGAUCGAGUUUGAUGAGGAAACCAUGCAUUCGUUACUAGAUGGGCAAUUUCUAUUAGAUUCAGGACUCAUUUCAGCCUAUAGGUCACACAAGUGCAGUAUUGAAAACAAAGUGUACCAUUUUCUACACAAAACCUACCAGGAAAUGUUUGCAGCAAUAUAUAUUUCGUCACUGAAUUUCACGAGUGAAGACUGGCUUAAGCUUGAAGACAACUUCGCUACUGUGUUUUCACCGGACAUAAUGUCAUUCUUGUGCGUGAUGAAUUACGAGCAGGGCCGGCGAUGUUCGGAAAUAUUCGGCAACAUAGAGCGGGAGUUUUACAGAGAAGGCGCAUUUUAUGCCAGUGAGAUAAUCGAGUACCAAGAGGCCGUGCAACUGGCGUACAACGAAUGUGUGAACAAUGGUGUGUCAGAGCCGCAACUUACGUUAAGACAUGCAAGGUUAAAUAGGGAAAUCGCUGCGUCAACCGGUCCACUCUUGCAACAAAACCUUAGCGGACUUUAUUCGUGUGAUAUUGAAUGUUCCGAAGGAUACCCUGUUAAUACAAGCAUUACAAGCAUGGAACAACUUCACACAUUAUACAUAUCGAGUGAAGAAGAGGGCAAUGCUUCUCUACAAAGUAUUCCAACAUUGUUUCUUAACAAAUUAACAGUUCUUUGUCUAUUCGAUUUGAACAUAGAAACGGAUAAUCUUAACCUGGCCUCUUGUGGAAAUAUAAAAGUAAUUAAUCUGCAAAACCUCCGCCUUCGGCAUGUGACCAUCGCCCCGACCCAGCUGGAGGAGUUCUGUGUCUUCACAGAUAACAUACGAGAGAACACACCGCCUAUGGAGGUGACAUUCGCACACGGGAGACGGUUUACAAACAAAUUAAAGAAGCUCUGUCUUGACAACGUUACUUUAAAUGAAACACUUAAUAUACAGCAGUGUGAUCAACUACAAAAACUAUGGCUGGACACGUUAACAUUUUCUGACGACUUCCACCUGGACCUGUCCUCAUUCACGCACCUUUCUGAGGUAGUUCUUCGAAACCUCCGCCUCAGGCAUGUGACCAUCGCCCCGACCCAGCUAGAGAGGUUCUGGGUCUCUAUCAAGAUUAACAUACGAGAGAACAUACCGCCUAUGGAGGUGACAUUCGCACACGGGAGACAGUUUACAAACACAUUAAAGGAGCUCAGUCUUGACUACGUUACUUUAAAUGAAACACUUAAUAUACAGCAGUGUGAUCAACUACAAGAUCUAUGGCUGGACACGUUAACAUUUUCUGACGACUUCCACCUGGACCUGUCCUCAUUCACGCACCUUUCUGAGGUAGUUCUUCAAAACCUCCGCCUUCGGCAUGUCACCAUCGCCCCGACCCAGCUUGAGAAGUUCUUUGUCUCUAUCAAGGAUAACAUACGAGAGAACACACCGCCUAUGGAGGUGACAUUCGCACACGGGAGACAGUUUACAAACACAUUAAAGAAGCUCAAUCUUGACAACGUUACUUUAAAUGAAACACUUAAUAUACAGCAGUGUGAUCAACUACAAAAACUAUGGCUGAACACGUUAACAUUUUCUGACGACUUCCGCCUGGACCUGUCCUCAUUCACGCACCUUUCUAAGGUAACUCUUCAAAACCUCCGCCUCAGGCAUGUGACCAUCGCCCCGACUCAGCUAGAGGAGUUCUGGGUCUUCACAGAUAACAUACGAGAGAACACACCGCCUAUGGAGGUGACAUUCGCACACGGGAGACAGUUUACAAACACAUUAAAGAGGCUCAAUCUUGACAACGUUACUUUAAAUGAAACACUUAAUAUACAGCAGUGUGAUCAACUACAAACACUAUGGCUGGACACGUUAACAUUUUCUGACGACUUCCACCUGGACCUGUCCUCAUUCACGCACCUUUCUGAGGUAGCUCUUCGAAACCUCCGCCUCAGGCAUGUGACCAUCGCCCCGACCCAGCUAGAGAGGUUCUGGGUCUCUAUCAAGAUUAACAUACGAGAGAACAUACCGCCUAUGGAGGUGACAUUCGCACACGGGAGACAGUUUACAAACACAUUAAAGGAGCUCAGUCUUGACUACGUUACUUUAAAUGAAACACUUAAUAUACAGCAGUGUGAUCAACUACAAGAUCUAUGGCUGGACACGUUAACAUUUUCUGACGACUUCCACCUGGACCUGUCCUCAUUCACGCACCUUUCUGAGGUAGUUCUUCAAAACCUCCGCCUUCGGCAUGUCACCAUCGCCCCGACCCAGCUUGAGAAGUUCUUUGUCUCUAUCAAGGAUAACAUACGAGAGAACACACCGCCUAUGGAGGUGACAUUCGCACACGGGAGACAGUUUACAAACACAUUAAAGGAGCUCAAUCUUGACAACGUUACUUUAAAUGAAACACUUAAUAUACAGCAGUGUGAUCAACUACAAGAACUAUGGCUGAACACGUUAACAUUUUCUGACGACUUCCGCCUGGACCUGUCCUCAUUCACGCACCUUUCUAAGGUAACUCUUCAAAACCUCCGCCUCAGGCAUGUGACCAUCGCCCCGACUCAGCUAGAGGAGUUCUGGGUCUUCACAGAUAACAUACGAGAGAACACACCGCCUAUGGAGGUGACAUUCGCACACGGGAGACAGUUUACAAACACAUUAAAGAAGCUCAAUCUUGACAACGUUACUUUAAAUGAAACACUUAAUAUACAGCAGUGUGAUCAACUACAAGAACUAUGGCUGAACACGUUAACAUUUUCUGACGACUUCCGCCUGGACCUGUCCUCAUUCACGCACCUUUCUAAGGUAACUCUUCAAAACCUCCGCCUCAGGCAUGUGACCAUCGCCCCGACUCAGCUAGAGGAGUUCUUUGUCUCUAUCAAGGAUAACAUACGAGAGAACACCCCGCCUAUGGAGGUGACAUUCGCACACGGGAGACAGUUUACAAACACAUUAAAGAAGCUCAAUCUUGACAACGUUACUUUAAAUGAAACACUUAAUAUACAGCAGUGUGAUCAACUACAAAAACUAUGGCUGGACACGUUAACAUUUUCUGACGACUUCCGCCUGGACCUGUCCUCAUUCACGCACCUUUCUGAGGUAGUUCUUCAAAACCUCCGCCUUCGGCAUGUCACCAUCGCCCCGACCCAGCUUGAGAAGUUCUUUGUCUCUAUCAAGGAUAACAUACGAGAGAACACACCGCCUAUGGAGGUGACAUUCGCACACGGGAGACAGUUUACAAACACAUUAAAGGAGCUCAAUCUUGACAACGUUACUUUAAAUGAAACACUUAAUAUACAGCAGUGUGAUCAACUACAAGAACUAUGGCUGAACACGUUAACAUUUUCUGACGACUUCCGCCUGGACCUGUCCUCAUUCACGCACCUUUCUAAGGUAACUCUUCAAAACCUCCGCCUCAGGCAUGUGACCAUCGCCCCGACUCAGCUAGAGGAGUUCUGGGUCUUCACAGAUAACAUACGAGAGAACACACCGCUUAUGGAGGUGACAUUCGCACACGGGAGACAGUUUACAAACACAUUAAAGAAGCUCAGUCUUGACAACGUUACUUUAAAUGAAACACUUAAUAUACAGCAGUGUGAUCAACUACAAAAACUAUGGCUGGACUCGUUAACAUUUUCUGACGACUUCCGCCUGGACCUGUCCUCAUUCACGCACCUUUCUAAGGUAACUCUUCAAAACCUCCGCCUCAGGCAUGUGACCAUCGCCCCGACUCAGCUAGAGGAGUUCUGGGUCUUCACAGAUAACAUACGAGAGAACACACCGCCUAUGGAGGUGACAUUCGCACACGGGAGACAGUUUACAAACACAUUAAAGGAGCUCAGUCUUGUCAACGUUACUUUAAAUGAAACACUUAAUAUACAGCAGUGUGAUCAACUACAAAAACUGCAGUUGGACACGUUAACAUUUUCUGAUAACUUUCACCUGGACCUGUCCCCCUUUACGGACCUCUCUUUACUUAUACUACAUAACCACCGCCUCCAGCGUGUGACCAUCGCCACGGUCCCGCGGGAGAAUUUCUGGUUAUCCAUCAAAAUGAUCAUGCAAGAGAACACACCGCCUAUGGAGGAAACAUUCGCACACGGGAAACAUUUUGCAAACAAAUUACGAGAGCUCCGUCUGCAUAAUGUUACUUUAAAUGAAACACUUCAUAUACAGCAGUAUGACAAACUACAGCAACUGCGGUUGGGCACAUUAUUACUUCCUGACAACAUUAGCACUGAUCUGUCCUCUUUCACGGACCUCGCGGUGGUAACACUACAGAACCUCGGCCUCCAUCAUUUGAUCAUCGUCCCGGACAAGCUCGAGAAAUCAUGGGUGCUUGUCAACAAUAAAAUUUCGAAGUUGAUACCAAACAUUAUAGAAGCAUUGCAGAGUGACGAACAAUGUUCAAAUAUAUCUCAAAUAUAUCGCUCUGCGGGAUUCGCGUACAUUAGCUAAGUCAUUCAAAUAAACACAAGUUUGUAGCUACAUCAGUUGACCCUCAGUUUUAUUUAAAACGUGUUGAUAUUGAAAAAGUAGGAGUGUUAUUUAAAAUGAUAGAUUGUACGAGGGGUGAUCGGGAAGUUCGUAGAAUGUUCGUAGAAUGUCCGUAUAACUUCCUUAUUAUUUGUGUCAUUACUAUGAAAAUUUAAAAAAAACUAUGAUUAACAUCUUCUCAUAAGCGUAGAGUUGAAAUACAAAAACAUUUUGUAUUAUUCGCUGAAUUAUAAGUGUCCAUAGCAACGCGUUUCGGCAUACCCGGGCACCUAAAAAAUUAUGCACUUUCCAACAUUGAUUAAAUUUAUUACUUCCGCAUUUUAAUGCGUUUUCUUUUGCGGACGACUUCGCGAAAUCGUCUGCUGUCCAACGUCGUUUAUGACGUUACUUCCUGAAAUUGUGACGUUUGUCGUUGUUUCCUGUUGAAAGAUAUAAGCAUUUUUAACGGCGUUGUCACUAACCGAAAUUUUAAAACCAUGACGCCAACGGGCGACGUCGUGUAAAUGGCAGCCAUUAAAUUUUGCGUGGGAUCAGACAAGACACGAAGUAAAACGUUGAAGAUGUCACAGAGUUCCAGUACAACCAAUAAAUGCAGUAGGGCGCUUGUCUUUAAGUGGCACCGACGGUCUCGGGAAGGAAGAUGCUCUAUAGAAGACGAUCAACGAUAUGGCCGGCCGUCUAAGGUGAAAUGUGUACAGUGACAGGCGAAACACUUUGAGAAGUUUAGCUUCUGAAAUAGAUGUUUCCACUUCUACAGUGCAUGAAAUUUUGAAAACAGAAAUAGGCAUGUCUGAAGUGUCGCGCGCUGGAUGCAGAGACUCCUUAAGGAUCAUGAGCGGGCAACAAGGGUUCACUGUUCGUAAGAGUUCGUCCGCCGGUAUGAGCAUGAAGGCGAAGAAUUUCUCGACUGCAUAGUUACAACCGACGAAACUUGGUUAUGGAACUUCGACCCGAAGACGAAAGCCCAUUCCUGAAUAUGGAAAACCCAGGGGACCCCUCCCCAUGCUCCUAAAGCACCAGGUUCCCGAUGGCCAGACAGUGGCCGCUAGUUUCUAUUCGAAGAUUCUCAAGCGUGACUUGAUGCAGGCAUUGAAGAAGAAACGCCCAAAGCUCGACCCCGAGCGCAUAAUAUUCCACCAAGAUAACGCUCCAGGACACAGAGCUAACUCAAGCCUUAUUGAAAUCAACUUGCUUGGUUUUGAAAUUCUUCAGCAUCCACCCUACGGCCCCCAUGGAUUUCAGAGUUCACCCGGAAACCAAGGCAGUGCUACGGAGCGUGCGAGGACGCCAGUGAGGUUUUUGACCAAGACAGACGUGUAACAUUCUCUGGGUGGACGGACGGAACUGCCACGUCUGCAGUUAUGCAGCCGAAAAGCUGUUGGGGAAUGAAUGUGCAUUAAUACUAAGUAUUAUUAACACCUGAUACCAGGGUUAUACGUAAACAGCAGAACAUCGUUUGCUAUGGUUGCCACGUUACGGUUACAUUGACGUUUUGGGGCUCAUGACGUCAGAGGACGUUUUCAACGUAGUUGGGCUUCCGGACGCUAACAGGGCGGGAUGUCAGUGGACCUCGUGUUUGUACCGGGAACGCAGGCUGAUGCUGAGGACGGAUACGCCUAGGUGGGCGUUGAUAUAUCCUAUCGUGGACGUCGAGAGGCGGGACGUGUAUUGGGAUUGGCAUCUGAGUGACGUCAGUGUUGACGUCUAAGUGACGCCUGUAUUUCCUGUGGUCGGCGUCGAUGCGUCUAUGUGGUGUCUGUAUGACGCCGUUGUCGACAUCCGGGUGACGUCUGUGUGACGUUUACGUUAGCGGGAGAUUGAGAUAGUGGAGUGGUAGACUGGUAACAGCGUAACAGUGUGGCAGUAGUGACAUUCAACCAUUAUUACAUAAGAAGAUCUCUCUUUAUUUAUUGUAAUUUAUGUAAAUAAUAUAUUUGUUAAAACUUG